AGAGUCGUUGCCUUCUUGAACAACCGUUAAAAAUUUAAACACUUUAAAUAUAAUAAGACGUUUAAAAAAAUGUUCGAUCUCAAUAUUAUCCUAAAUUAUCGACUGUUACAUUGUUGUUGUACUAGUUUUGUUAUAAAUUUCUCUCUAGUUUCAACGAUCCCAUUAAGUUAUGUUUAAUUGUUUUUAUUUUAUCGAAAAAAUAAAAUAUAUAAUCAUUCGGUUUUCGUCUAUAUAGUACACUUGAUGUAUUUUGUUUUCAUUAAUUUUAACUAGUGUUAAAAGUGUUCCUACUUGUUAGAUAUAACAUAAAUUUUUUUUUUUAUCCUCGUUUUGAAAUUAGUGCGAUUAUGGCGAUCAGAGGAGAAGUAGAGUAUAUGGAUAUUUCGUUAAAUUCAGAGACCAAUGAUACAACAUCAUAUAGGAAAAUAUUUCACAUAAACCGAUCUCCAACUCCCGUUAAACCACCUCGUCACUGGUGCAUGUCCACUGAACUUUUGCGCUCUCAGUACAAGACCCAUAAUGGACAAAAACCAAAAGUAUAUAAUCCUUUUAACGAUAAUUUAAUGCAACGGCUUGGUGAGACAACAAUUAGCCCUACAGUGUUUGCAAAUGCUAUUAGUCCUGGCCAAGAAAACCAUUUUGGUUGGAAUAUAGAUGAUCUUUCCAAAAUAAAUCCAGCACAUAUAGAAGAUGAAUGUAUGGUUGAUGAGGACCAUCUUGAUGAUGAAACAGAAUCCAAGUUACAAGAAACCAUUGACAAAUAUUUUUGUUCUACACAUAAAGUUCCUAGCCCAUGGAAUAAUCAAAUUGUUGAUUGGGAAUCUCAUACUAAUUCUUCAUCUACUCCUGCAUCAAUAAAAAAAAAACCAAAAUCUAUUAUCAAUUGUCGUGAAGUUUCAACACAAACAAACUUAAGUUUUCCUUACAAGUUACCUGAUCAUAUUGAAGAAAUACUGAAACCAUAUUUCUUGAACUCGACUGAAACAAAUGUCAGUGAAAUAAGUCCUACCAAAGAUAAUUCAACUUUACGACGAAAAUUAUUUUUUAUGAAUGACAAAGAUGACCCAAUUUCUCCAGUAGAAAUGCAUAAAAAUCAAUGUAUUAGUCCAAUUAAGAGUCGUUUUAUCAAUUCCACCAAUGCUAAAGGUCCUGUAUUUGGAAAUCACUUAGGCAUACAAGAAUUACCAAAAGACUGCCAUAUCCCUGUUGAUAUAUCCCCAAUAAUUAAUAAUUGUAAUAUGAACAAUACUCCGCCAAAGACUAAAAGUGGAGAUUUUAUUUUCACUACCCCUGUGUCAACUUUGUCAAUGCCCAAACGACGUCGUAUUAAUAAAACCAGCUUAAUGAUGGAAAGUAGCUCAGAUACUGGAUAUCAAACUAUGACUAUGAGCAUUAAGGACACGUCCAGUAUGACAUCGUUUGGACAAAAUUCCAAAAAUGUUAUGUUUAUUGCAUCUACACCCACUGAACGAUGACAUUCAAAUAAUGGUAUCAAUUUUUUUUUUUUAAAUCGUUCAUUUGCAAUACUUAAUAUUAGGUACAAAUAUUUUAAUUUAUAAUUUUUAAUUCAGUGGACAAUUUUCAAGUCAACUGUUAAUAUGGCUAUAUUUCUAUCCCUAAUAAAAUAUUAUUGUAAUUAUUUUACUUUUAUAUAAGGGGAUCAAAAUUAUAAUCCUAUUUAUUUUGUUUU
Sipha flava (yellow sugarcane aphid) is the source of this 1690-nucleotide messenger RNA. RefSeq names its product protein aurora borealis (gene bora). The coding region runs from base 348 to 1475 and encodes 375 amino acids. Gene Ontology annotation, molecular function: protein kinase binding. Gene Ontology annotation, cellular component: cytoplasm; nucleus. The record is from RefSeq and is a predicted model, not a curated record. NCBI's taxonomy places the organism in Eukaryota, Metazoa, Arthropoda, Insecta, Hemiptera, Aphididae. Gene Ontology annotation, biological process: regulation of mitotic spindle organization; activation of protein kinase activity; regulation of mitotic nuclear division. The transcript is spliced from 6 exons.